GUAAUUUCUCAAAAUUCCAGAGAUGCCCUCGUCCUUCUGUACGCGCGGCCGCCCCGCCCGGUUUACACCGCCUUGGAUGGCACAGGGUAUUUGUUUUCGGCGGAUGUUGUGGCCGCGUUGGAGAGGUAUAGUAAUGACGUGGCGGAGGCCGUUGUCGAGAAGGCCAACAGGCUAUGUAAAGAUCUACAAAACGUGAAGGUGGAGACGAAAGUUGUAAGUGGGGACGCAAGGGAGGUGAUCUGUCAAAUGGUGGACAAAUUGGAUGCUGACGUGUUGGUCAUGGGUAGCCACGGCUAUGGUCCUAUCAAAAGGGCAUUUAUUGGGAGUGUGAGCAACCACUGUGCGAAGAGCGUGAAGUGCCCCGUUUUGAUAGUAAAGAAGCCUAAAGACUGUGGAAACAAAUAGAAUUAUCCUCUAUUUUUCCUUUUUUUUUUUUCUUUUUCCCAGCAAUUUGUACAACUUUUAUUAUUUUCUUUUUAAAUUGAAGUCUUGUAGGUGUGAAGUUUGUGUAAUUAUUGAAAAAACCCAGCUGACUUUUUAUUCUA
This is a messenger RNA of Momordica charantia (bitter melon), 545 nucleotides long. RefSeq names its product universal stress protein A-like protein. Lineage: Eukaryota; Viridiplantae; Streptophyta; Magnoliopsida; Cucurbitales; Cucurbitaceae. The record is from RefSeq and is a predicted model, not a curated record.